Messenger RNA from Scleropages formosus (Asian bonytongue), 1934 nucleotides. Its product is annotated as inositol 1,4,5-trisphosphate receptor-interacting protein. The record is from RefSeq and is a predicted model, not a curated record. The coding region runs from base 93 to 1844 and encodes 583 amino acids. Lineage: Eukaryota; Metazoa; Chordata; Actinopteri; Osteoglossiformes; Osteoglossidae. The transcript has 2 exons. Gene Ontology annotation, cellular component: membrane.
GGGCGCCCUGCUGCGCCUCUUUCCGCUAUUUGCCUCAAAUAACAGUAAAAGUUACACAUCCCGUCGUUACAGUUACCAAGCCCCAUCUGAAGAUGCAGAUCACCGUUUUAAGGGUUUAUAUGAUGGUGGCAGCAGCAAUUUUCAACCCUCUCCUCCUAAGGGACAAUACAACUAUUUCAGAAUCUGAUGAUGAAAUUCUCACCAACAUGAAGGACCUGGAGGAGCACUUAAUGGUUGACCAGAGGUCAUCGCUCCUGGACUGUGAUGCUUCUCAGGUUAACCAGGAUGUAGCGCCAUUAAACCAGGAAGAAUCUCCUGAGAUGUUGAACUAUAGUUCUUUGCAGAUAGACCAUGAAGUCUCUCCAUUAAUUCAGGAGCAACCCAAGGAUUCCCAGAGGGACAUGAAGGAAACCUCUGCAUUAAAAGGAAAACAGGAAGCACAGGUGGAGGACAGUAUCAGUUGGUAUAUUUGGGAGGUUCUCAUUCUUGUCAUCCUACAUGGCAUUAAAGUUCUCUGGCAGAAUGUAAAACAAUCAGGUAGAUGGGAUAGAAUGCCCAAAGAUGAGGAUCUCUUUGCUUCUGGAAAUAUUUCUGUGAGCACAAUCAUUCUUAAUACAGGGCUCCUUAGGAGGUUUUAUGAGAGAAACAUCUAUGGCUCAAGCCGGGAGGCCUUGAAGGUACGGGAUUUUGUGGAGGGCUUUGCUGAUGAUCUUUUGAAAGCUUUGAGGAGUGUUUGCGACACAGUGGCUAACAUCGAACAGGAGCCUAUAGGUGUGGGGAGCAUGUAUGAACUCUGGAGAUCAAGCAAGCCUCUGACUUGUGAUCUGAUCAUUCCAUUUACUCCCCCAGAGCCUUACAAAUUCAAAUUCCAGCUGUGGUGCAGCCACACCAGUGAUGUUGCCCCUGAUUUGCAAGGAUGUGGUAGAAUAAAGGUAGAGAAGGUGAGCCGAAGUGAGGCUGGAUGCCCCUGUGAUGCAGCUGACCUUGGUGAAGACUUGAUUUGCUUAUUGCAUGACAGUAAUGAGACCCCAAGUUCUGUUGAUGCUUUUGAUUACCUUUUAUGUGAAAAAAACUCAUCAUAUUUGUCCAAAGACUAUGUCCUGAAGUGGUUUCAGAUGUCUUCCACAAAAGCAUGGGAAACAAUUUCCCACAAGUACGAUUUUGAUCUUCAGUUCCCCAACCAUGACUCUCCAUGGCAUUUAAAAGUGAGAUUCAGAUCAGGGAUCACAGUUGCCUUCAACAUCACUCCAGUUGUUAAGUAUGAAGAUACGGACACCUACUUCAUCUCACACUUCCCCACCAACAGUUCGGUGGAAGAAAAUUCAUGUAGUAUUGACUGGUGUCUUUCGUUUGCAGUUUAUGAGAAACGUCUGCUCAGAUAUUUAGCUAAAAAUCUUCCACCUGAUUCCUGCCACAUCCAUUGCCUUCAGACUCUCUCAUUCCUGCAUAAGAAACAGAUUUUACUCACAGGUAAAAGCGCUCUGUCUAUGUAUCACUUUAAGACUGCACUUCUACAUGUUCUCUUGAGUAAGAAGUGCUCAGACUGGGGUGUGGAACACCUGAAGGACAGGCUGUGUGAUGUUCUGGGCUUCCUGGAGAAGAGCUUGAAGGAGAAAAAACUGGACCACAUUUUAAUUGGGAAUUCUCAUGUCCCACAAGAGGUUGGGAUUCCAGCGAUAUUCUGCACGGCCAAGCCUGUCAAUCUAUUCUCUCCAUUUGCUUCGCAGAGACAGUGUUAUUCCAGAACUGUAGAGCAAUUUCAGGAAUUACUCAGGAAUGUCCCUGUGCUAAUACAGGAGUAUACUAUACCUUUGGGAAAUGGAAAUGUACAGACAACUUUCUGAUCCAGGUGAAACAAGUAUUUCUUGUACUGAGCAUAUUAAUUACACACACGUGUGUGUGUGUGUGUGUGUAUAUAUAUACAUACACACAAG